Molecule: messenger RNA, 579 nt
Organism: Naegleria fowleri
Lineage: Eukaryota; Heterolobosea; Eutetramitea; Acrasida; Naegleriidae
Exons: 2
Coding region: 1-579 (192 amino acids)
Source: RefSeq, a predicted model, not a curated record
AUGAACCUUCCACAAAUAGAAAGUAAUUCUUCAAACCAAGAAAAUACUUGCAGAAAGAAAUUCCAUAUUCCAUCAGAAUGGAUUAGGAAUCCAUUACUCAUGGAUUUGAUCCAGCAUCAAUAUACUGCUUCCAAUAAUUUCCAAGAAGAUUCAUUUCUGUGGAUGGAGAAAACUCUGAAAGAUAUAGAUUUGCUACUUGAAAACAAUGAAGUUUUUAUGACCGAACAACUAAUUGCUGAAACAGAUUCCAUCAAAUCUCUACUUUACGGCACCACACCUGAUUUUGUCAUUAAGAAGGGAAAUGGAAGGCAAAAAACUCUAAUUAUGGACAUUCAUGUUGGGGAAAAGGAUUUUGCAAAUGAUUUGAUCAAAGAAACAUAUAGAAAGCUCGAAUUCUUUGCUGAUUUCAAAAUCAUCACACCCUAUAAUUUCGGAAAAGAAUUGAAGAUGAUUUCCCCCGAAACGAUGUGGAUGAUCUUUACAGGAAUUAUCAAACUUUUUGGCAGAGUAUUGUUAUUGGAAGGCAUGUAUGAAAUUCAAGAAGAUUCUAGUUCAUCACGAAAAAGAGAGCAAUUAUGA